AGGAUUCACUUAUUGAAGUCAAAAAGCCCUAGAUCUUUUUUGGCCCAAAACACCUCAAUCCUGAACCAAACAGAGCUCGUGAUCGAUCAAUAACUUUAACUCGCCGGUAACUGCGUCCUCGUCGGCGAUAACAUCUUCAAGCUCCGGCAAUCUCCAUUUUUGAACUUUUGAGAUCAAUUGGAGGAAAUACCGAAGUUAAGAAGAGAGAGAAAAGGGAGAAUUUCGCAGAAUCUUCAACUAUGUCAUUUCAUAUACUAUCUAGAAGAAUCUUGCCUCAUGUAUUCAAGCACAAUACGCAAUUCCCCAAUUCUCAUUUCCAGAAAUUAUUGCAAUCAAUUGGACCUAGUAGUUAUGAAAUUAGACGAGGAUUUAGAUAUAUUUCACGGCCAAUCACCAGGAAUUGUCAAUUGUCUGCUUGUAAUCCUCAUAUUAUUGUUCAAAGAUAUCGCCUCGCGGCAUCCGAGCCAAGGCGUAACUAUGCAUCGUCCACUACUGUUGUUCAAGAGAAGAAGUCACAAAAGAUGUUGAUAUAUUUGACUGCCUUGGUUUUCGGAAUGGUGGGAUGUUCAUAUGCUGCUGUCCCCUUGUAUAGGAGAUUCUGCCAAGCUACUGGUUAUGGUGGUACUGUUCAACGUCGGGAGACUGUAGAAGAAAAGAUUGCUCGGCAUUCACAAGAUGGUACUGUCACCAAAAGAGAAAUUGUGGUUCAAUUUAAUGCUGAUGUUGCUGAUGGGAUGCAGUGGAAAUUUACUCCUACCCAAAGAGAGGUGAGGGUUAAACCAGGAGAGAGUGCUUUGGCAUUUUACACAGCCGAAAAUAAAAGUUCAACUCCUAUUGUUGGUGUAUCCACGUAUAAUGUUACACCCAUGAAGGCGGCUGUGUACUUCAACAAAAUUCAAUGUUUUUGCUUUGAGGAGCAGCGACUUCUUCCUGGAGAGCAGGUUGACAUGCCUGUCUUCUUUUAUAUCGAUCCCGAGUUUGAGACAGAUCCUAGAAUGGAUGGUAUCAACAAUAUAAUCCUGUCCUAUACAUUUUUCAAGGUCUCUGAGGAAUAAAAAGGUCAAGUGGAUCCUGUCAUCCUGCCUAACUGCAAAGUUGCAAAUGAAUACAAAGUACUACCUUUCUUGCUUCAAGUCGAGUGUGGCUACUUAAGCCCAUAAGACAUUAUCACGGCUUUCCGUUUUGUUGAUUAAAUCUCUAGAAAUAAGUUUUUGGUUUAUUACUUUAUUCUCAUCCGUAACUAGUUGUUUUAGAAGCGGGUAGAUUAGACACCAGAGUCCAUUAAUUCUUGUGUAGAAAAUUCACAUCAUAAUUGUUACUGAGAUAGAUAAUUUAUUUAUUUUAUUUAUUUUA
This is a messenger RNA of Spinacia oleracea (spinach), 1353 nucleotides long. RefSeq names its product cytochrome c oxidase assembly protein COX11, mitochondrial. The record is from RefSeq and is a predicted model, not a curated record. The coding region runs from base 240 to 1055 and encodes 271 amino acids. Gene Ontology annotation, cellular component: mitochondrial inner membrane. Gene Ontology annotation, molecular function: copper ion binding. Lineage: Eukaryota; Viridiplantae; Streptophyta; Magnoliopsida; Caryophyllales; Amaranthaceae. The transcript has 7 exons.